Messenger RNA from Camellia sinensis, 559 nucleotides. RefSeq names its product Tautomerase/MIF superfamily protein. NCBI's taxonomy places the organism in Eukaryota, Viridiplantae, Streptophyta, Magnoliopsida, Ericales, Theaceae. The record is from RefSeq and is a predicted model, not a curated record. Gene Ontology annotation, molecular function: phenylpyruvate tautomerase activity.
AAGAAGAAGAAGAAGAAGAAGAAGCCAUGCCCACUUUGAAUCUGUUCACCAAUGUUCCAGUAGAUGCUGUGAUUGCGUCUGACAUUCUCAGGGAUGCUACUAAAGCUGUUGCCAAGAUCAUUGGCAAGCCCGAGUCUUAUGUGAUGAUAGUGCUGAAUGGAGCGGUGCCUGUUGCAUUUGCUGGUACAGAAGAGCCAGCUGCAUAUGGGGAGUUGAUCUCAAUUGGGGGUCUUGGACCAAGUGUUAAUGGAAAAUUGAGUUCAACAAUUGCAGAUAUCCUUCAAACUAAGCUUUCUAUAGAUUGUUCACGGUUUUAUAUCAAAUUUUAUGAUGUUCAGCGCUCCUUCUUUGGGUUUAAUGGCUCGACAUUUUGACCAACAUUCUGUACGAAUCAAUAGAUGUGGAAGGUGAUGGACGUUGGAACUCUUGUGCCUAAAUGACUAUUAAUGCCGCUGUAUUUAAUCUUUAUUUUGAGAAAACUGAAUUCCAUGGAUUUGGCUGUAUCAUUCAUUGAUGAAAAGUUCAUUAUAAUCUAUAAGUUAUUUUGUUUUAUGUUCCA